Trifolium pratense (red clover) is the source of this 864-nucleotide messenger RNA. RefSeq names its product F-box/kelch-repeat protein At3g23880-like. NCBI's taxonomy places the organism in Eukaryota, Viridiplantae, Streptophyta, Magnoliopsida, Fabales, Fabaceae. The record is from RefSeq and is a predicted model, not a curated record. The transcript has a single exon. Bases 1 to 864 code for a protein of 287 amino acids.
AUGAAAUUCACACAAUUCGGAGAUUUUAAUCCAAAAUGUUUAAAUUAUAACAUUAUUGGUUCUUGCAAUGGGAUCCUUUGUCUUGCAAAUUAUGUUGAUGGCUUUGUUCUAUUGUGGAAUCCUUCUAUUAGAAAAUUUAAGGAUUUGCCUAAAUAUCGAAUGCCAAAAAUUCUUCAUUUCGAUUGUAAGACAUAUGGCGGCUUUGGCUAUGAUCCGAUCAGUGAUAAUUAUAAGGUGGUGGUUAUUUUACACUACUAUAUACGUGAUAAAUACCGUAGUAAUUAUAUCGAAAAAACUGAGGUGAAGGUUCAUAUUUUGGGCACUAAUUUUUGGAAAAAUAUUCGGGAGUUCCCUUGUGGUGGUAUCCCUCGUGAGAAGAAUGGACAUUUUGUGAGUGGCACGAUUAAUUGGUUGGCUUCUAAAAAUUCAAGUUGGGAAAAUACAAAAAUAGAGAUGCUUCGCGGUCGCGGCCCCCCCUCGUUUAUUCUUUCUUUUAAUUUAGAGAAUGAGUCUUAUCAAGAGAUUUUGCUGCCCGGUCAUACAAAUAUAGAUGGUAGUUCUUGGCAUUUGGGUGUGUUGAGGAAUUGUUUGUGCAUGAUUAAUGGUGAUGAUGUUUGGAUUAUGAAAGAACAUGGGAAUAAAGAUUCUUGGACUAAAAUGUUCACUAUUCCUUACUUCCAAGAUCCUCGUACAUCUUAUAGCUUUGUCAAACUGAUAAAUAUUUUUGAGGAUUAUAUAGAUGAGUCUAUAGAGGGAAAAUGGACAUGGAAGUCGAUUGUUUACGAGUUCAAGAAUGAUAUUAUUAAGCUUACAGAGUUUGAAAGCACCCCAGCAGUCUGCGUUGAGAGUUUGAUAGCACCUUAA